Messenger RNA from Camelina sativa (false flax), 3364 nucleotides. RefSeq names its product putative LRR receptor-like serine/threonine-protein kinase At1g53440. Gene Ontology annotation, biological process: protein phosphorylation. Lineage: Eukaryota; Viridiplantae; Streptophyta; Magnoliopsida; Brassicales; Brassicaceae. The record is from RefSeq and is a predicted model, not a curated record. Gene Ontology annotation, molecular function: protein binding; ATP binding; protein kinase activity.
GUGAACACUAAGCUUAUACACUUCUUUCUGCUUCUUCUUCUUCUCUCUCUCUUUGAGAAUUGAGUUUGGUUUUUCCGAAGAAAAAAAAAACGAGAGGAUGGGUUUCUUUUUCUCGGCCGAGAAAGUUGUGUAUGCCCUUCUUCUCAUCUUCAUCAUCUACUUUGAUUUUUACGGAUCAAAUGCUCAACUUUUGCCAGAAGAUGAAGUUCAAACAUUGCGAACGAUCUUUAGAAAGCUUCAAAACCAAACAGUGAACAUCGAGAGGACUUCUUGUACGGACGGGAAAUGGAACUUUGUUUCCGGCUCGUCGCCCAAAGCAACCAGUAACAUCACCUGCGACUGUACCCUCAACUCCAGUUCAGUCUGUCGUGUCACAAACAUACAGCUUCAAGGUUUUAAUUUGCGAGGAAUUGUCCCACGAGAGUUCGGGAACCUCACGCACCUUACAGAAAUAGAUCUUAUGCUGAACUUUCUCAGUGGGACAAUACCUACGACAUUGUCUCGAAUUCCACUUGAAAUCUUGUCUGUAACCGGAAACCGUCUCUCUGGACCAUUUCCUCCUCAACUCGGAGAGAUUACUACACUUACUGUAGUGAAUUUCGAAACUAAUUUAUUCACAGGAUCACUUCCUUCAAACUUAGGGAACUUAAGAAGCUUGAAAAGAUUGCUACUCUCUUCAAACAACAUCACGGGUCCGAUCCCUGAGUCCUUAAGCAAUCUCAAGAAUUUGACUGAUUUUCGGAUUGAUGGAAACUCUCUAUCUGGGAAGAUACCUGAUUUUGUUGGAAACUGGACUCAGAUCACUAGGCUAGACCUCGAAGGCACAUCAAUGGAAGGUCCAAUUCCAGCUUCAAUAUCAAACUUGAAGAACUUGACUGGAUUGAGGAUAACCGAUUUGCGUGGACCGGCCUCUUCUUUCCCAGACCUGCAAAAGAUGACGAAUAUGGACCGAUUGGUACUAAGAAACUGUUUGAUAAAGGGUUCUAUUCCGGAAUACAUUGGUACCUCCUUGAGUAAGCUGAAGUUACUAGAUUUAAGUUCAAACAUGCUAACUGGUGCAAUUCCAGACACAUUUCGGAAUCUUGAGGCAUUUAACUUUAUGUAUCUGAAUAAUAACUCAUUGACUGGUCCAGUUCCUCAGUUCAUUCUGGAUAGUAAACAAAACAUCGAUUUAUCUUACAACAAUUUCACUAAGCCACCUACUCUAAGCUGUAAUCAGCUUGAUGUGAACUUGAUCUCCAGCUACCCGUCAGCAACCGAUAACUCUGUUCAAUGGUGCUUGAGGAAGGAUCUUCCAUGUCCUAGAGAAGCAGAACAUUCUUCCUUGUUCAUCAACUGUGGAGGAUACCAACUCAAGGUUGGUAAAGACAUGUAUGUGGAAGACUUAAACACGAGAGGAGCAUCAACAUUCUCUUCUGUCUCUGAUAAAUGGGGAUACAGUAGUUCUGGAGCUUGGUUAGGCAAUGACAAGGCCCUUUACUUAGCAACUGACACAUUUAACUUGAUCAAUAAAUCAACUCCAGAGUAUUACACAAAAGCCCGUCUCGCUUCACAAUCACUCAAGUACUAUGGACUCUGCAUGAUAAGGGGAAGUUACAAAGUGCAGCUCCAUUUUGCAGAGAUAAUGUUCUCAAAUGACCAGACUUAUCGUAGCUUAGGGCGGCGAGUAUUCGACAUUUAUGUUCAAGGGAAGUUGUUGGAGAGGGACUUUAACAUAGCUGAAAGAGCAGGUGGAGUUGGUAAACCGUUCCUAAGGCAAAUUGAUGAUGUUCAGGUGAAUGGAAGUACGUUGGAGAUUCACUUGAAGUGGUUAGGGAAAGGCACAAACGUAAUACCAACACGAGGUGUUUACGGGCCUCUCAUAUCUGCCAUAACGAUUACACCAAAUUUCAAGGUUGACACCGGAAAAGAAUUGUCCAAGGAAGCAGUUGCAGGCAUUGUAAUUGCAGCGUGUGCGGCUUUCGGGUUGCUGGUAGUUCUAAUCCUCUGGCUUACAGGUUACUUAGGUGGAAAAAAAGAAGUGGAUGAAAAUGAGGAGCUUCGGGGACUUGAUUUGCAGACAGGAUCGUUCACAUUGAAACAAAUCAAACGUGCUACUAAUAACUUUGAUCCAGAAAACAAGAUUGGUGAAGGAGGAUUUGGACCGGUUUAUAAGGGUGUUCUUGCUGAUGGAAUGACCAUCGCCGUGAAGCAGCUUUCAUCAAAAUCUAAGCAAGGAAACAGAGAAUUUGUGACUGAGAUCGGAAUGAUCUCUGCGUUGCAACACCCAAACCUUGUGAAACUUUAUGGUUGUUGCAUCGAAGGGAAAGAGCUUUUGCUUGUGUAUGAGUACUUAGAGAACAAUAGUCUCGCUCGCGCACUCUUUGGCACAGAGAAACAGAAACUUCACUUGGAUUGGUCAACAAGGAACAAGAUAUGCUUAGGGAUUGCGAAAGGAUUGUCAUAUCUACACGAGGAAUCAAGGCUGAAGAUUGUUCAUAGAGACAUAAAAGCGACGAAUGUGCUUCUUGAUCUGUCUCUAAAUGCUAAGAUCUCUGAUUUUGGUCUAGCCAAGCUCGACGAGGAAGAGAACACACAUAUCAGCACAAGGAUUGCAGGAACAAUAGGUUACAUGGCUCCAGAGUAUGCAAUGAGAGGUUAUUUAACAGACAAAGCAGAUGUUUACAGCUUUGGUGUUGUCUGUUUAGAGAUUGUUAGUGGAAAGAGCAAUACAAAUUACAGACCAAGAGAAGAGUUUAUUUACCUUCUUGAUUGGGCAUAUGUCUUGCAAGAACAAGGGAGUCUUCUAGAGCUUGUGGAUCCUGAUCUCGGUACAAGCUUUUCGAAGAAAGAAGCGAUGAGGAUGUUGAACAUAGCUUUACUCUGCACGAACCCAUCUCCGACAUUGAGACCACCAAUGUCAUCUGUUGUAAAAAUGCUGGAAGGAAAAAUCAAAGUCCAACCACCACUGGUGAAACGUGAAGCAGAUCCAAGUGGUUCAGCUGCAAUGAGGUUUAAGGCCUUCGAGGUUUUGUCACAAGACAGCGAGUCACAAGUCUCGACCUACACAAGAAACAGUGAACAACACAUUAGCUCCUCUUCUAUGGAGGGUCCUUGGGUUGACUCUUCCUUCUCUGAGCCUAGCAAAGAUGUUAGCCUACAACAGCAAGAAGAAGGAAGGUCAUCAUCUUCGUCGAGGGGACUGUUAGAUGAUCUUACCGAUGUGAAGAUUGAGUAAUGAAUUGUAUAAUUUUCUUUUUUUUCUUGCUUGAUUUACUGUACAAAAGAAAAUUUCUUUUCAGGUUUUGUUAUUACGCUGUAAAAUUUCUCUGUGGGAUUGAUGAGUGUGAUUUACUAUAUACAAUAUAGUCUUUUGACGAGACUA